Hemicordylus capensis (graceful crag lizard) is the source of this 8540-nucleotide messenger RNA. Its product is annotated as zinc finger protein 436-like. NCBI's taxonomy places the organism in Eukaryota, Metazoa, Chordata, Lepidosauria, Squamata, Cordylidae. The record is from RefSeq and is a predicted model, not a curated record. The transcript has 8 exons. The coding region runs from base 371 to 2161 and encodes 596 amino acids. Gene Ontology annotation, biological process: regulation of transcription by RNA polymerase II. Gene Ontology annotation, molecular function: RNA polymerase II cis-regulatory region sequence-specific DNA binding; DNA-binding transcription factor activity, RNA polymerase II-specific.
CGUCUAUGGAGAUGAGACCCUGUACUCUCGGAUGCUUUUGCACCCAGCCUAGGGGGCGUGAGACUCUGGGAGGGGGACAGUCCUGAGAGGCGAGGGGUGGGAGGGCUGCAUUUUCAACUCCUCCUCUCUUUUGCCCCCCACCUCCCUGCAGAGGCCCGAGGAGUCCUGCAACAUUUCGGAAACUGGCCCAAAUAUCAUAGUUUAAUGCGCCUGCAAGAGGGAGAGAUCCGAGCUGCAAAAGCUGGAUCAUCAGAUGGCCCCCCAGAAAACUGGUUGAAUGUGCAGCUGAAGGGGAUGAGAAAAGAAAGUUGGCAACUGACUUCUCCAGUGAUCCCUGCAGCUUGGCUGGGACUGAAAGGCGUCCCUGGAUAUGCUUCAGAUUGGCAAAAUGAUGUGUGUGUUUGUCUUUGGAACAUUCCCUCCCCCUGGGGGAAGAGAGAUGGUGGCAGCGGAGCCAGUUCAGGCACUGCCGUUUUCCUUUGAGGAGGUGGCUGUGUAUUUCACCGAGGAGGAGUGGGCCCUUCUGGAUACGGAGCAGAGGGAUCUGUACUGGGAUGUCAUGCAAGAAAACUAUGAGAAUGUAGCCUCCUUGGCCGUUCCAAUACCUAAACCUGAGUUGAUCUCUCGGCUGGAGCGAGGAGAGGAGCCAUGGAUCCCAAAUCCCCAGGUUUCCGAAGAAAAGAAGAUCCCUGUGAAUAUUCGUGAAGCGAAUGACAUUUCUUUGGAUACUCCCUCUAUUCCGACAAGCGAGGUGACCGUGAGGGAGAUCAAGGAAGAGAUCCCUGAACCGGAAAUCUCUGGGCAGCUGGACCCACAGUGGACUUUCCUCGGAACCCCCCAAGUGAAUGCUGCCCUGAACUCUGAGGCCCGCUGCGGACUGCAGAGGCAAUGGGAGAUGCAGCCGGGGAACUUGUGGCGGGAACCCUCCAGGCACGUACGGGCUGCCAGUUCAAAGCGAAGCAUGUUCCACGUUGGCCGGAAAAAACUAAUGUGCCCCGAGUGUGACCGCUGGUUCCAUUGCAAAUCCGAGUUCUUGCUGCACUGGAGGACUCACACGGGGGAGAAGCCCUAUGAAUGCCUGGCCUGUGGGAAGCGGUUCAUUCAGAGCUCCCACCUCAGUGCCCACCGGCGGAUCCACACAGGGGAGAAACCCUACGAGUGCCCCAAGUGUGGGCGGAGCUUCAACCGCCGCUCCACCCUCACCGAGCACCUGAGAAUCCACACCGGGGAGAAGCCUUAUAAGUGCCUCCAGUGCGGAGAGAGCUUCCGCUGGAGACCCUACCUUACGAAGCACCAGAGAGUCCACAUGGGGAAUGCUGCCUAUAAAGGUCUCAACAACGGAGACGCCAUCUUUGAGAACUCGCCCCUUGCUGAGCACCAGGGAAUCCAUGGAGGUGGUGCUCUGGUGAGUGGAACGACAGAGUCCAAUCCCCAGCACACAGCCUCCGAGUCAGCCAAUCAGCACGAAGGGGAAAUGCUCAAUCCCGACACUUUUGACACCCAACAAGAUUCAGAGGGCCAGCCGCUGGAGAGGCCUAUAAAGACUGAAGCCGAGCCUCUCCCCGAUGGGAACGACGUCACCGACGUCAGCCAAAUCAAGAUCAUCCAGGUUGAGAAGAAGCAUGUCUGCCAUGAGUGCGGGAAAGCCUUCCAGUACAAGUUCGAACUGGUGAAGCAUCACCGGACCCACACAGGAGAGAAGCCUUUUGAAUGCCUCGCCUGUGGGAAGAGAUUCUUCCAGAGUACCCACCUCAAUGCCCACCUGCGCAUCCACACGGGGGAGAAACCCUACGAGUGUACAAAGUGUGGGCGGAGUUUCAACCGCCGCUCCACCCUCACCGAGCACCUGAGGAUCCACACCGGGGAGAAGCCUUACAAAUGCCUCCAGUGCGGGGAAAGCUUCCGCUGGAGACCCUACCUUACGAAGCACCAGAGAGUCCACAUGGGGGAUAACGCCUACAAGUAUUUCGACAACGGAGAAAGUCUCUAUGACAGUUCGACCUUCCCCGAACAUCAGGAGGGAAUCCACCCAGUUACCAAUCCACACAUGAACCUGUUCCCUUAUUCCAUGACUGCUAAGUUUACUCAAGAGCCUUUGCUGGGGGACUUUGUCAAAAGCUUUUUGAAAGUCCAAGUAUACUGUCGACUGGAUCACCUUUAACCACAUUCCUGUUGACACUCUCAAAGAACUCCAAAAGGUUAGUGAGGCAAGACUUGCCCUUGCAGAAACCAUACUGGUUCUCCUUCAGCAAGGCCUUUUCUUCUAUAUGUUUAACAAUUUUGUCAUAAGUAUGCUUUCCAUCAAUUUACCUGGCACCAAAACUAACCAGUUUGUAUUUUCCCAGAUCCCCCCUUAAUCCCUUUUUGAAAACGGGAGUUACUUUAGCAACUUUCCAGUCCUCUAGUACAGAGCCUGAUUGUAGGGAUAGGUUACAUAUUUUUUCUAGGAGAUCAGCAAUUUCACAUUUGAGUUCCUUCAGAACUCUUGGCUGGAUGCCACCUGCCCCUGGAGAUUUGUUAAUUUUUAGUUUUUCAAGACAGUUUAGAACAUCCUAUCUCAUCCCCUCUAAUUGACCCAGUUCUUCAGCCUCCAAGCCUGAGAAGCUAAGUUCCGGAGUGGGGAUAUGGUCUAUAUCCUCUGCCGUGAAGACAGAUGCAAAGAACUCAUUCAGCUUCUCUGCAAUCUCCUUAAACUCCUUAAUAAUCCCUUUCACACCUUCAUCAUCUAAGGGUCCAACUGCCUCCCUGGCAGGUUUUCUGCUUCUGAUGUAUUUAAACAGGUUUUUGUUAUUCCCCUUGACACUUCCAUCAAUAUGAUCCUCAAACUCUCUUUUUUCAUCCCUUAUUGUCUCCUUGCAUUUCUUUUGUCAGAGUUUAUGUUCUGUUCUCUUCAUUUGGGCAGGACUUCCAUUUUCUGAAGGAGGUCCUCUUCGCUUUUAUAGUUUCCCUGACUCUACUUGUUAGCCAUGCUGGUGUCCUCCUGAACAUGGUGGUGCCUUGCCUCCUUCUUGGUGUAUAUUCCAACUGAGUUUCUGUUAUUGUGGUUUUGGAUGAGCUCCAUGCUUUCUGAACCUCUUUACUUUCCUUUUCAGCUUCCUUUUUACCAGUCCCCUCAAUUUUGAGAAGUUUCCUCUUCUGAAGUCCAUUCCAUCUGUGUUCAACUUCCCUGGCAAUUCUCCACCCACAUAUAAGCUCAAUUGGAUCACACUAUGGUCACAGUUCCCCAAUGGUUCUCCAACUCUGACAUCUCACACCAGAUCCUGGGCACCACUCAGGAUUAAGUCUAAGGUUGCCUUCUCUCUGGUUGGUUUUGUAACCAGCUGUUCUAAGGCAUAGACAUUUAACAUGUCUAGAAAUUUGGCCUCUCUGUCAAUACCUGCACAUGAAUUUGGCCAGUCUAUGUGAGGCACAGUGGGGAAGUAACUUGCCUAGCAAGCAAGAGGUUGCCAGUUCGAAUCCCCGCUGAUAUGUUUCCCAGACUAUGGGAAACACCUAUAUCAGGCAGCAGCAAUAUAGGAAGGUGCUGAAAGGCAUCAUCUCAGACUGUGCAGGAGAUGGCAAUGGUAAACCCCUCCAAGAAAACCACAUGGCUCUGUGGUCGCCAGGAGUCAACACCAACUCGACAGCACAACUUUACUUUUACCUUUAUGUGAAGUUGCCUGUUAUUCCAACUCUGUCUGUAUUUGAUGCCUCUCUGAUUUGCUUCUCCAACUCCAGGUCACUCAGCGUUUUGAUCUGGAGGGCGAUAGUACAUCCCUAGUAACAUAUUUCCUUUCAGUCCUCGCAUUGUCACCCAUAAUGAUUCUGUGUAGGACUCCAAUCCUCCUAGAUUUUCUAGCUUGUUGGAUUCUAUCCUUUCUUUAACAUACAGUGCUAUAUAUUAUUUAUUAUUUAUUCAAUUUCUAUAUAAACACUGAUAUGCUGAGUCUCUUACCUGGUGUUGGUGUGUGCUAUGUCCCUUGCUUUCAUUUCAUCUGUUUGACCAGCUGUCAUGUAUUUCAAUUUGCUUUACUCCUGGUUCUGCUCUGUCCCCUUCUGGUUUAUCUGAAAUCUUUGCAGCCUUACACUUUAGGGGAUUUUACUUGCUGAACCAGAUACUACCCAGUUCCUAUUGCAAUCAACUGGUGUCUUUUUAUUUAUUUGUUUGUUUGUUUAUCAUAUUUUUAUACCGCCUGAUAUAGACGGUGUACAAAUUGUUAUAUUAAGAAUUGCAGAUUAAAACACAAUCUAUAUAUAUAGUUUGCUAAGACAUACCCAUGACUAAUCCCAUGCGUGGCAGCUCUCACGAGAUUUCACAAGGAAAGGGGGAGAGGAAGGCGAGUGGCCAGCAUCCAGUGAAAGGAAGCGGCGGCCUCCAGGCAGGGAGAGGAAGUGCUGCUUGGUGAGAGGAAGCAGUAGCCAGGCCGGCCGGCCAGCUGCCAAGAAGAAGUGAUGGCUGGGGCUGAAGGAGGGGGGACAAACUGGGGCUGAAGCGGGGGAGAACGGCUGAAGGAUGUGGAGGACACAGGGAGAACUAGGGGCACAGAUGCUCUGCACCACGUCAGCUAGUAAACAAUAUAAAACAAAUUAUUAAAUUAAUUUUAAAAGCUGCUCUGCAACCUUUUUUAUAUUAAGCACCAGCAGUCUGGUUCUGUCUUGGUUCAAGUGGAACCCGUCCCUUUUGUACAGGCUUUGCUUGCCCCAAAAUAUAUCCCAGUGCCUAACAAGUCUAAACCCCUCCUCUCAGCACCACUGUCUCAGACACACAUUGAGACCCCUCAGCUCCACCUAUCUCACUGGCCCUGCGCAUGGAACAGGUAGCACUUAAGAAAACACUACCCUAGGGGUCCUAGACUUCAAUAUGCUACCUUUCAGCCUAGAUUUGGCUUCCAGGACCUCCCAGCUGCAUUUCCCAACAUCAUUGGUGCAGACAUGCACCACGACAGUUGACUCCUCCCCAGCACUGCCUAACAGGUUUUUAGUUGCUUUUUCCCCUUCCAACAGGCCUACCACCUCUUUUACCUUGAAGAGUAAUGCCACCCACCCUCAGAACCUCACCUUAUUACUCUGUAAUGCCAGGUCGGUUCAAAAUAAAUCUGAGGUAGUCCAUGACUUGAUUGUUGAUGAAGGAUCUGACCUGGUAUGUAUCACAGAGACCUAGUCAGGAGAAGCUAGUGGUCCAGUUUGGUCCCAGCUUCUCCCAGAGGGCUACUCCAUGGUGGAGCAGGUGAGAGGAUGUGGGCAGGGAGGUGGGGUGGCUGUGGUCUAAGAAUACCAUCUCCCUUACCAGGCAGGAUCCCUGUCGGGGAUUUGGCCUAUAUUGAAUUUAUUUAUUUGUCUGUUCGAUUUUUAGACCGCCCUUACAAAAUAGCUAGCUCAGGGCAGUUCACAAACAUCAUAAAACAGUUAAAAUCAAUCAAUGACCAGGCAUAAAAAUUUUAAAAUACGAUAAAACAGCCUAAAAGUAAAACAAUUCAAAACCUUAUAAAAACCUGAUACAUUAAAGACCCUUUAAAACAAUUUAAGAACUCUGGAAGGCCAGGCCAAACAGGUAGGUCUUUAGGGCUCUCCUAAAUUCAAAUAAAGAAUUCAAAUUAUGGAUGUCUGCAGGGAGCGCAUUCCACAAUCUUGGAGCGGCUACAGAGAAGGCCCACCUCUGGGUUGCCACCAGACAUACCAGUGGCAACUGGAGCUGGAUCUCCUCAGAUGAUCUUAGCGUGCAGUGAGGAUCAGACCAAAAAAGGCGCUCUCUAAGGUAACCUGGACCUAAGCCGUUCAGGACUUUGAAGGUAAUAACCAGCACUUUGUAUUUUGCCCGUAAACAUAUCGGCAGCCAGUGCAGCUGUUUCAAAACAGGCAUAAUAUGGUCUCUCCGAGUUGCCCCAGAGACCAGCCUGGCUGCCGCAUUUUGAACUAACUGAAGUUUCUGAACUACGUACAAAGGCAGCCCCAUUAGAAGAGCACAUUGCAAUAGUCGAGCCGGGAGGUUACCAGCUGAUGCACCACUGUUCUGAGGUCAUCCUCCUCUAGGAAUGGACGCAGCUGUCGAAUCAGCCUAAGCUGAUAAAAAGCACUCCUGGCCACAGCCUCCACCUGAGAUACCAGGGUGAGGCCUGGAUCCAGGAGUACCCCCAAGCUGUGUACCUGCUCCUUCCGAGGGAGUACCUGCUCCUUCCGCGGGAGUGUAACUCCAUCCAGCACAGGGAGAUCUAACUCAUCCCUCAGAUUCUGAGCCCCUACAAUGAGCACCUCUGUCUUGCUUGGACUCAGCUUCAAUUUGUUAUUCCUCAUCCAGCCCAUUACUGCCUGUAGGCAGGCAUUUAGGGAAUGGAUGCCAUUUCCUGAUGAAGCAGAUGAAAGAGAGAAGUAGAUUUGUGUGUCAUCAGCAUACAGAUAACACCCAGCACCAAAUCUCCUGAUUACCCCACCCAGCGAUUUCAUGUAAAUAUUGAAAAGCAUUGGUGACAGAAUGGAGCCCUGAGGGACUCCAUAUAACAGCUCUUGUUGAGAAGAGCAACUGUCACCAAGCUCCACCAUCUGAGAUCUGCCCGAGAGAUAGGAGCGGAACCACUGUAGAGCAGUGCCUCUUAUCCCCAACUCCACCAGGCGACCCAGAAGGAUACCAUGGUCGAUGGUAUCGAACUCCGCCGAGAGAUCCAAGAGAUGGAUGUGAAUGUGGUCUAUAUUGAAAUCUGAGGACCAAGGGUAGACUGGGACUUCUGCUAGUGUACCGAUCACCCCGCUGCCCAGAGGAGUCCCUAAAUAGGCUGACGGACCUGGUUGCUGAGUUAGCAUUGCAGUGGCCCAGGUUGUUGGAGGUGGGGGCCUUCAGUGUUCAUUUUGGGACCAGGUUGCUGGGAGCAGCUCAAGAGUUCAUUAGCGGCCAUGACAACGGUGGGCCUAUCCGAGUUGGUCUCUGGACCAACACAUGAUGCUGGUCACACACUUGAUUUGGUCUUUUGCUCUGAUCAGGGUGGUGCUCUGUGGGUGGGGACUCCUGUCAUCUCCCCAUUGUCAUGGAUGGAUCACCCAUUUGGUUAAGGUAGAACUUACAGCCACAACCCACCUCUGCAGGGGUGAAGGACCUAUUAGAAUCAUCUGCCCGAAGAGGUUAUUAGAUCCAAUAGGAUUCAAAGAAGGCUUGGAAAGGUUUAGGGUCCGCCCUGCUAAUAAUUCUGUCGAUGCUCUGGUGAGUGAGUGAGUGAGUGCUGUCAAGUCGGUGUCAACUCUUUGCGACCACAUAGGUAGAUUCUCUCCAGGAUUAUUUAUCUUCAACUUGGCCUUUAAGGUCUCAGUGGUUCAUUCAUUGCUGUUGUAAUUGAGUCCAUCCACCUUGCUGCUGGUUGUCCUCUUUUCUUUCCUUCAACUCUUCCCAGCAUUAUGGACUUCUCAAGGGAGCUGGGUUUUUACAUAAUGUGUUUGAAGUAUGAUAGUUUGAGCCUGGUCAUUUGUGCCUUGAGUGAAAAUUCUUGAUAGAUUUGUUCUAGGAUCCAUUUGUUUGUUUUCCUGGCUGUCCAUGUUAUCCUCAAAAGUCUUCUCCAGCACCAAAGUUCAAAAGUGUCAAUGCUUUUUCUAUCUUGCUUCUUCAGAGUCCAGCUUUCGCAUCUCUGUGGGCGCCAGGAGUCAAAAUCAACUUGAUGGCACACUUUAUCUUUACCUUUACUAACGGAGGGUGGGGGGGCAGGACCCAAAAGAUGGUUUAGAUCUGCCUGUUCUGGAUGGGGUUACACUCCCCCUGAAAGAUCAAGUAUGUAGCUUGGGAGUGCUCCUGGAUCCAAAGCUCUCCCUGGUUUCUCAGGUUGAGGCAGUGACCAGGAGCGCUUUUUAUCAGCUUCGACUGAUACGUCAGCUACAUCCAUUUCUAGAGGUGAAUUACCAUUAAACAGUGGUACAUAUGCUGGUAACCUCCAGUCUUGACUACUGUAAUGCACUCUAUGUGCGGCUACCUUUGUAAAUAGUCCAGAAACUACAAUUCGUACAGAAUGCAGCAGCCAGACUGGUUUCUGGGACAACCCGAAGGGACCACAUAACACCAGUUUUAAAAGUACUGCACUGGCUGCAGAUGUUUCCAGGUGACAUACAAAGUGCUGGUUAUUAGCUAUAAAGCCCAUAAUGGCUUGGGUCCAGGCUAUUUAAGAGAGUGCCUCCUUUGUAAUAAACCCUGCUGCCUGUUACGAUCUUCUGGAGAGGUCCGGUUACUGUUGCCACCAGCUCAUUUGGUGGUGACCCAGGACCAGGCUUUCUCUGUGGCAGCCCCAGGGCUUUGGAAUAUGUUUCCCACUGAAAUAAGAGCAUCUCCUUCUCUGUUUGUUUUCAGGAAGACCCUCAAGACCCUUCUGUUCUCGCAGGUUUUUAAUUAGAAUUAAUUUUAAUAAUUUUAAUAAUUGGUUUUAAUAACUGUUUUAUGCUAUUUUUAUUGUGUUGUGUAUUUUAAUCUGUGUUGACUUUUAAAUAUUUUAAAUUUUGUACACCACCUAGAGAUGUACAUAUCAGGCGGUAUAAAAGUAUGAUCAAUAAAUAAUAAAAAAUAUUUUUAUUCAUAAUAAAUAAUAAUAAAUGCC